AUGAACCUACCUUUUUACAAGGCAGUAGCUCCCGCCUUCCGCGGCCUACACACCCGAGCCGUCGCCCCCAGACCUCAGCGAUGUUUCCACCAGACGACUUUCGCCUCUUUACCGCGGAAACGCGACUUCUUCACCUCGAACCGGCUACUCGCGAACGAUGGCAAGCCCGAGCCCCUAGAGCCUGCAAUCAAUACCACCAAGCCAUCAGAAACGCAAAGACAGCUCAAGGUCUCGGCCUCCACGAAGCGGAAGCCUGCCCGGGCUGCGGCAGCAGCUAAGAGCUUACGUCUCGGCUCUGUGACGAAGCAACCCAAGCGCGGUAACGGUGCAGGCAAGACUGCCGUUCCGGAAGGUCUGGAGCAUGACGAGACAGACUAUCACCGGACUGUCAGGGCCAUAUGUGUUGCGCAGUCCUUCGACAUGGAGGAGGUGCAGGAGAUUCUCCGCUUUCACGCCUUCGAGCUUGAUCCCGACAAGACAGAGUUCGAUUCCAGGGCUGUGGUGCAUGCCAGGGGUGUAAAUAACGGAGACAUCUUCGUCUUCCCCUCUGGCACUGUGGUCGCGUGGUCGGUCCCUCAGGAGACGCUGGUGACACUUGCCACGAAACAGCUGAGGACGGCGGCCAGAUAUCCACACUUCGACCGCCGAGAGAUGGAGCAGCUGGAGUUCGUGCCGGAUGAAACACGAGAGACGAGCCACAUGAAGGGCGAGGUCAUAGUAUUGGGCACAAGAGCACAGGAGAAGGAGAACGAUCGUUUGGACACCACUCUGGCCAAGAUCGCUUUCUCGAGCGGACUGGCGAGGAGCCCCAAGCUGGCCGUGCUCGAAACCAACUUGGAAGACUAUUUCCAGGACUCGCGGACGACGCUAGACGUUUUGGCUGCCGACUCGAAACACAAACUCAAGCGGAAUUCCGUCAUCAAGAUGACAGGUCAAUUAUUGAGCCUGAGAUCACAGCUCAACCACUAUUCCGAUAUUACAGAGGACCUCCCAGAUAUGUUCUGGGACUCGGAGUCGAUUCUUGAAGACUACUACAACCAGAUCGGUGCCGUCCUGUCAGUGCGGCAACGGAGUGCUAGCCUGAACAAACGGAUCGAUUACGCCCACGAGAACGUAAGCGUGCUGAGGGAGAUGGUCAGCGAGAAGUACGGCCAUAGGCUGGAGUGGAUCAUCAUAUGGCUGAUCACCGUCGAGGUCAUGUUUGAGUUGAGAAGGGUGUAUAGGGAGGACAUAAGCGAGGUGGCGACCAGCUAG
Messenger RNA from Anthostomella pinea, 1254 nucleotides. The record is from the annotation of a GenBank genome assembly. NCBI's taxonomy places the organism in Eukaryota, Fungi, Ascomycota, Sordariomycetes, Xylariales, Xylariaceae.